Messenger RNA from Bombina bombina (fire-bellied toad), 2872 nucleotides. It is a transcript of the gene BBS7, whose product is annotated as Bardet-Biedl syndrome 7. Lineage: Eukaryota; Metazoa; Chordata; Amphibia; Anura; Bombinatoridae. Gene Ontology annotation, cellular component: ciliary basal body; BBSome; axoneme. Gene Ontology annotation, molecular function: protein binding. Gene Ontology annotation, biological process: intracellular protein localization; non-motile cilium assembly; intracellular transport. The record is from RefSeq and is a predicted model, not a curated record.
GAAAGGCUACGUGACGUCACAAGGAGCGGUAUCCCAUCAGAUGUGUAUACUUAUGGGUAUUUAAAUGCAAAUAGUUUUUUUUUCUCAAGAAAUCUAUACUACUUAGUUUGGACACAAAGGAUGAUGAACACAACAUUUUGAACUAUAAACAGCAGCUUGUGUGAUCGUUGUAAUAGUGUGAUUUCUCUGCUGACAAGGGUAGACAGCAGUUACUCUGCACCAUGGAGCUGCAGUUAAAUCGAAUGGAUUAUCUGCAGGUAGGUGUCACUGCGCAGAAAACAAUGAAAUUGCUCCCAGCAUCAGGACGGAGAGCAACACAGAAGGUGGUUGUUGGUGAUCAAGAUGGAGUUGUUACAUGUUUUGGUAUCAAGAAAGGGGAAGCUGUGCCAGUUUUUAAGACUCUUCCAGGGCAAAAGAUCUCCCGAUUAGAGCUAGGAGGAGCGCUCGGCACUGUACAGGAGAAGAUUUUUGUGGCUUCAGGUUCCGGAGUUCGAGGAUUUACAAAGAGAGGGAAACAGUUUCUCUCAUUUGAAACUAACCUGACAGAAAGCAUCAAGGCUAUGCAUAUAUCUGGUUCUGACCUCUUCCUUUGCGCCAGUUAUAUCUAUAACCAUUACUGUGAUUGCAAGGACCAACACUACUUCCUAUCAGGUGAUAAAAUCAAUGAUGUCAUCUGUCUACCAGUGGAGAAGUUAGAAGCCAUUAUCCCUAUCCUGGCCUGUCAAGACCGAGUGCUAAGAGUUCUUGAGGGUUCAGAAUUGACUUAUGAAGUAGAAGUCCCCGGCCCACCUUCAGUCUUAUCUUUGAGUGGUGGUAAUGGAGGUGAUAGUGCAGAAGAACUUCUCUACGGGACAUCAGAUGGGAAGAUUGGUUUAAUUCAAAUUGCUAAAACUUCCCCUGUACUCAAGUGGGAAAUAAGCAAUGAGAAAAAAAGAGGAGGUGUUUUGUGUAUUGAUAACUUUGACAUUGUGGGAGAUGGUGUGAAAGACUUGCUUGUAGGCCGAGAUGAUGGGUAUGUGGAGGUGUACGGUUUUGAUAGUGCAAAUGACCCCGUCUUACGCUUUGACCAUGCUAUGUCUGAGAGUAUAACAUCAAUUCAAGGAGGUUGUGUUGGGAAGGAUGGCUAUGAUGAAAUUGUAUUAUCCACAUACUCUGGAUGGGUCACAGGACUUACUACAGAGCCUGUAUAUAAAGAAGCAGGACCUGGUGAAGAGUUAAAAAUGAGCCAGGAAAUGCAGAACAAGAUAAGCUCUCUAAGGUCUGAGAUGGAGCAGUUACAGUUUAAAGUUCUCCAGGAACGCGAGAGAUACCAGCAUUCUUCUCAGUCUACCACUGCUGUCUCUGCUGUGCCUGUGUUCAGUAUCAAUGAUAAGUUUACCUUGAAUCGAGAUGAUGCCAGUUACAGCCUGAUCCUAGAAGUACAGAUGGCCAUUGAUAAUGUAUUAAUGCAGAGUGACGUCCCUGUGGACCUGUUAGAUGUAGAUAAGAAUUCCGCCGUUGUCAGUUUCAGUGGCUGCGAUACUGAGCCAAACGGCAACUUCCUUCUUGCUACAUAUCGCUGCCAGGCGAACACCACCAGAUUGGAACUUAAGAUCCGGUCCAUUGAGGGACAGUAUGGAACACUGCAAGCAUAUAUAACACCUCGAAUUCAACCAAAAACUUGCCAAGUGCGUCAAUACCAGAUUAAGCCUCUUUCUCUCCAUCAGAGGACUCAUGUUAUUGAUCAAAACAGACCGAUGAAUACACUAAGCCUGACUGGUCAGUUCAGCUUUGCAGAAAUUCAUUCAUGGGUGGUGUUUUGUCUCCCGGAAGUCCCAGAAAAACCACCAGUGGGAGAGAACAUUACAUUUUACUUUCAGAAUACAUUCUUAGACACACAGCUUGAAUGUUCUUACAGGAAAGGGCAGGGAGUUUUUAAGUCUGACAAUAUCUCCACAAUCUCGAUCUUGAAAGAUGUCCUCAAAGAAGCCACUAAAAGGAAAAAUAAUCUGAACAUAUCCUAUGACAUUACUGAAGAAUCUGUUGGCCAUACAUUGAGAAUGAUUCAUCCUAAACUGGAAUAUCAGUUACUCUUAGCCAAAAAAGUCAGCUUGAUUGAUGCUCUUAAGGAGCUCCAGGUUCAUGAAGGAAACACUGACUUUCUGAUUCCAGAAUACAAAAGUAUUUUAGAAGAAUCUGAAAAACUCCAGGAGGAAUACAAAAAGCAGCCAGCUCAUCUGGAGAGGCUUUAUGGAAUGAUAACGGACCUCUUCAUUGACAAAUUCAAAUUUAAAGGCACCAAUGUGAAAACAAAAGUUCCUCUCUUGCUGGAAAUUUUGGAUAAUUAUGACCAGAAUGCCCUCAUGGCUUUUUUCGAUGCUGCAUAAGGGGCUACAAUGAAUAGGGAUUUUGAAGUUAUUUGUAGUGAUGUUUAUUAGGGCAAUCAUGUAUAUAGUAUUUAUUUUAUAGCAAUUUGAGAUCAGCAGGCCUGUGGUACAUUGGCAGUGCCAGGAGCCCCCUAUGAUAUUAUAAAAAGGCAAUAUGUUACGUUUAUUUCUUCUUGUAAGACAAUGCCUUUCAGCCUUAUUUCCUAUGUUAGGAGGUGAUUGAUCAUUUAUUAGCAGACAACAUAGACACCAGUGAGAAUUCUAUUCCAAUGUUUGUAUUUGCAUUAAAUAAAUAAAAAAAAAUGCUACUCAUUCCAUAAAUUAUUUACUAGCAUUUUUGGGUCAAGUUAUUAAAACAGGUUUAUUUAUUUAUAAAUUGCCCUCAUAUUAAAUCAACUGCAGGGCAAACCAAUAAAAUAACCUAGCCCACUAUGGGCUAGAUUAUAUAAUUUCGUCUCUGUUUUCCUACUUUGUACAAUGACAAUAAAACGAAUCUAAUCUAAUAA